UUGACGGUGAAAUGCAGCGAAAUUAGAUAUUUCUGUUAUUCUAAUCAGGUGAAUCAUAACUUUAUUAUCGUCCCCGUCGUGGUUAAACGUGCUGGAGACAGACAUGUGUCCUAAAACCCCAUUAAUUGUCCAAUAAGUCCACAACAACUGUUAGCAGUUUUUAUAGUUUUAGUAUCGUGGACUAAAUGACCUGGAGUCGGUCUCCUUCUUGUCUGGAGGAGUUUGUUUGUUUUACCGGUGUGGUGAGCUGAAGGCGGCGGAGCUAUAUUGCAGUUUCUUUUGCCAGAGACAUCUCAAACGAUGCCUUGACCACCUCCUUAUUGCUGAAGACUCCAGCAGAGAUGAGGAAUGGCAUAGAUCUACCAAAAGGCAGGCGGACGCACACACCUUCAGUGACUCCAAAAAACUUGAUGUCGCAAAUCAAAAACCACGAUAUAAUGCGAAUUUCCGACGCCUGACUUCACUCUCCACACAUCUGGAUACUAAAAUAACUUGACGUCCGUCUGCAAAAAAGUGUCAUCAGUCUUUCAGUAACGUGUGGGAAUUGAGUGAGAUACAUUGCAGCAACUCAACGCCUUGUAAUGAAGCUCCCUCGUUGACUCCUGCGGUCAUAUCUUAUCAUAUGGCAUCUUUUCUAAUGUGUUGACUCUUCAGCGAAGCACAAAGUCAGAACCACCCGACUCAGUGUCAGAGUUGAGGCUUCAACAAGGAACUGAGAUGAAGCCUAAGCGUCUGGAGACACCUGAUAACGGUGUGGAGUAUAUAGUGAUUGACGAUGAUACAGACAUGGAAAGUGACAGUGAAAAGGAGGAGGAUUCAGAUUCAAGCUCUGAAUCUGAUGAUGAAGAUGAGCCACUCUCCAAACAUAGUAACUUGUGUUCCGAUGAUCCAGAUUUGGACGAUGACUCAAGUUCAACUGAUUGUUCCAGUGACUCUUCAAAUAGUCUGCAUUCAAAAGAAACUGCAGCACCCCCUCCUCAUGUUAAUAGUUCAAUAUGUGCAGCCUGUGGUAGAGGACCCUUUAGGUCAAUGAAGCUCCAUUUGCUGCACUGCAGUGGUAUUAAGGUGAAAUAUGAGUGUUCACUGUGCAAGAAGCUCUUUGUAACGGAGGAUGCUCGUAAUGAACACUACAUGCCUUUGUAUUCAUGUAACAUCUGUGACCAAGUCUUUUCUCACGAGAGCUCGUACCAUCACCACCAGUGUCCCAAGGAAAGCAAGCCACCUUUGGUCUUCUUUUGUUCAGAGGCGAUGCCCAAAGCAUGUAACAUAUGUAAAUCAUUUUUCACUUCAGAGAAAACUUUGUUGAACCACAUCAACAGAGUUCACACCUCAGUGGUCAGCACUAAAAUAUGCAUUAUUACAGAUCCAUCAGCACUGACAAAUAAAAAGUUUUCACCAUCUCUGCGUGGCACAGCGGCCCAGUCGGCCCUCACUACAAAUGUAGUCAACCGGGUCUGUAAUGGAAAGCUCCACGUCGGCCAACCUUCUGCGGGGUCACUCUCCACUUCUGCAAAAACUAGCCCUUCCUCUUUCUCGACCUCACGCAGACUUCCUUCCCGGUUACUCGUGGCAUCUUCUGCUUCACCUGUCAGACUGGAGGAGGACGAUGCCCUAGGCGAGCCAACCAACCAGCCUCCAGCUUGCCUCUCUGCCCCCGCUGAGACAACUCCAGCCACUGCGACCUCUGACCCCGACUCCCCACCAGCACCCACUAUCAUGGCCAUGUUUGAGCACGACAGCCAAGAUGCGGCUUCGAUGAAACGCAUGAAGACAGGCUGGCGCUCCAAGGUCCCUUACUCCUGCAGGCAGUGUGGUGCCGUCCUGAGGCAGCCCUCCUUCAUCAUCAGCCACCGCUACCUCCACAGAGGCUACCGCUCUCACCGGUGCCAGUGUGGACGAGCUUUUAGGCACCGGCUGCAUCUCCUGCGCCAUUGUGUUGAGCAUGCUGAGGCCAUGAGCUACAUCUGCGUCAGUUGUGGGGAGACUUUCAUUGGAGCGAGACUCUUAGCUGAGCACAUGAAAGGCAAACCACAGAAUAAGUCCCAUAUAUCUGGGCAUACAUGGAAACAUGAAAAUAAAAGAAAGUGCAGAAUGGCCUUUACAUGUGACUGUGGACAACUGUUUUUAAGGCCCUCUGCUUACAUAUGGCAUCAACUUCAAAACUGGACAAAAACUACACAAUUGAAAAAGCCCUCGAGCUGACAAACCAUCAACCCAUGUCUGGUUUACUCAGUUCUGAGGUUCUCUUCUCCAACUUUGUAAAUUAAAGUGUAAUAAUAAAAUUGACAUUUUUUACAUCA
Limanda limanda (common dab) is the source of this 2300-nucleotide messenger RNA. Its product is annotated as zinc finger protein 836. Gene Ontology annotation, molecular function: DNA-binding transcription factor activity, RNA polymerase II-specific; RNA polymerase II cis-regulatory region sequence-specific DNA binding. The transcript has 2 exons. NCBI's taxonomy places the organism in Eukaryota, Metazoa, Chordata, Actinopteri, Pleuronectiformes, Pleuronectidae. Gene Ontology annotation, biological process: regulation of DNA-templated transcription. The coding region runs from base 718 to 2202 and encodes 494 amino acids. The record is from RefSeq and is a predicted model, not a curated record.